ACAACACACACACACAGGACCGUCAGAGUUUGAAAGGAGGAAGAAAAAGACGAGCUCCGAAUCCACUACCUGCUUAAACGCGCAUCUGUCGAUCUCCUGGAGAGGAAUUUCUCACUUUCUGAAUUUUAAUCGAAGCCGAGUGCUGAGGUUGGAGUUUCAGAAAUGACGGACGCGAUAAUAUCAAACGGAUGCGGCAGCAACGGAGUGGGAGACAAUGACUACUUCAAAAAGGGCUGUAACCCGCUGGCUCAGACCGGCCGCAGUAAACUUCAAAACGAGAGAGCGAGCCUCAAUCAGCAGAUCAUCAAACAGAUGAGGUUGAGAGCAGGGGCUGAGAAUCUCCUCAAGGCCACAGCCAAUAAUAAAGUCCGAGAUAUGGUUCUGCUGGAGUUGAGUUAUGUGAACGCCAACUUGCAGCUUCUUAUGGAGCAAUUGGAAGGUCUGAACAGUUCAGUAGAGGUUUACCAAAAUGUUCAAGGUUCAGCCAUAAUCCCUCUCAUUCCUUUGGGCCUGAAGGAGACAAAAGACGUGGACUUUUCUGUACCUUUCAAGGAUUUCAUCUUGGAGCAUUACAGUGAGGAUGGCACACGCUUUCAGGAUGAAAUUGAUGAUCUGAUUGACCUGAGAAAGGCAUGCCGCACUCCAAGUCGUAAUGAUUCAGGGGUCGACCUACUCGCCAGCUACUUCAGCCAACUAUCACUCCUGGAGAGUCGCUUCUUCUCCCCCAACCGCCCGAUGGGCAUUUUCUUCACAUGGUAUGACUCUUUUACUGGUGUGCCAGUGUGCCAGCAGAAUGUAUCCCUGGAAAAGGCCAGCAUCCUGUUCAACAUGGCAGCCCUUUACUCGCAGAUUGGCACACGCAGCGACAGACACACACAGUCCGGCCUAGAGGACGCUAUCACCGCCUUGCAAAAAUCAGCCGGUGUGCUCAAUUACCUGAAGGAAACGUUUACACACACUCCCAGCUAUGACAUGAGCCCGGCCAUGUUGAAUAUGCUGAUAAAGAUGAUGUUGGCCCAGGCUCAAGAGUGUGUGUUUGAAAAGAUCACUCUUCCUGGAAUCCGCAAUGAGUUCUUCAGCCUGCUCAGGAUGGCACAGGAAGCUGCCAAGGUGGAAGAAGUAUACGACCAGGUGUACCAGUCGAUGAUCCAGUCCCCUGUUAAAGACAAUGUGCCCUUUUUCUGGUCCACAAUGGCACAAGUGAAGGCCCAUCACUAUUGCGGUCUCGCCCAUUACUUCAUUUCCACCUCCCUACUGGACCAUGAGCUAACCCUCAAUGAUGAUGAGGAUAAGCAGGAGAAGGCUCUCUCUCAGUUGUAUGACACAAUGCCUGAUGGACGCGCUCCCCUGGAGAUCCUGCGCAAGAAACAGGAGCGGCGACACAUAGGUAAGGCUCACCUGAAGCGUGCCAUAAUGAACCAAGAGGAAGCAUUGCGUAACCAGAGCCUGUGCCCUCACCUCCGCAAGCUGGACAUCCUCACUACCAUUCUUGAUGCCAGCCACAAUCGCUCGCUUUCAAAAUUUGAGCAAUACAGCACAGAAGAGGAGUUCACCGAUUACAUGGAGGCACCAGACAUCAUCUCUAAAACUGAGCAGAAAGCAGAAAUGGAAGUUCCCACCACCAUUAAGGUGAAAGUCAAAGACUUAUUCCACCGACUGGGCCCGUUGUCGGUAUUCUCAGCCAAACAGAGGUGGACCGCACCGCGUACAUUCAGGUUAAAGGCUGAAGACAGAGACCUAGGUUUCACACUGAAAGGGGAUGCACCUGUCCAGGUCCAAUCACUUGACCCCCUAUGUCAGGCAGCUGCGGAUGGCCUGAAAGAGGGCGAUUACUUGGUCGCCGUUGGUGAUACAGACUGUAAAUGGAUGGGCGUGAGCGAUGUCAUGAAGCUGUUAAAGGAUGUGGACGACGAAGGCAUCGACAUAAAAGUCAUCAGCAUGAUGGACAACAGCAUCCAGACCAUGGCAACAAAAAGUGCCACAUUCUCAGGCGGGCUUUCAAAAACCUACUCCAUGAUCUGCCUGGCUGAAAAUGAUGACGAGAAACGUCCAAAAACCCGCAAAGUCAGCAAGAAGAUGUCAUUCCUCAGCUGGGGGCUGAAGAACAAGCAGAAGAGCGCCAGCACUCUCAGCCUCCCCACAGCUGACUACAAACCCUCCGUCCCCAGGUCCUUCAACGACAGUAGCCUCUACUGAACACACCGACACAGCGGACACUGACCUGCAGACUAUAGCACAGUGCUCUCAGGCACAGGUACAAAGUCAGUCAGUCAGUGGUGAAAUGAAGGAAAAAAGACUUUUGCACACAAUUCUUAGGACAGAUUGAGUAAAUGCUUGAUGUUUCUCUCUGCUGGCGAAAAGUUUAUAAUCCUUCAAGUCAUUGUUCCCAUAUAGUUAAUAUGGUUAAAAUAUAAUUACCACACAUGGUUUUUGAAAAUCUAUAAAUGUGCUGUACAUCUGUUAUAUUGUCUCUGUGUGUCCCAUAUAUGGGAGGGACUUUUUAUAUAUAAACAGGUACAGGGAACUGAUACCUUGUGAAAACAGGAGGACCCUGUGCUUUUACCAAUCAAGAACAUUCAACUGCUGCUGCUGUAAUUAUUAUUUCACUGUAUUUUUCUUUUGAGGAGUCGGUGAUUAUCAUUAGGUGAACUUAUUUACUUAGGUUUUUUUUUUUUUUUUGUGUAAAACUUAGUCUGUCUGCAGUUCCACAGGAAUACACUAAGGAAUAGAGUAAAACCUUGACUAAAUACUUUCAUUAACACUGCUAUAUGGAACAUGUGAGGAAUUUUAAGAAGUAAAAAUGUUAAAAGAUUACGUUAGUUAAUUACAAGGUUAGCGUGAAAUAUAUUGGAGUGUUAUAGUUUGUGUAAUGUGAACGUUCAGUGGGUGGGUCAUGUAUUGUGUUAAUCUACCAGUACAGUGGUUGUUCCUGUAUUAUAAAACAUACUUUACUAUUCAUUUUGAUGUGAGUGUAGACAGGAAGAUGAGUUCUGCCAGGACUCUGGUGGUGCUUGAGCCAACCUCAAGCUUAAAGGAUUAAAGAAGAACCUCAUUCAGUAUGGAAAGACUUAUUAUUCUUAUUUUUUAUGUAGGCUAUUUGCUAACACCUUCUGAAGUGUUAGACAUAUUUCACUGUCUACAACGUAGAUACUUAUACACAUUUGAUAAUCAAAUAAAUAAAAUGCACAUAGAUAAAAAGAUUUAUAAUUAUAAGUAUGUAUUCAUUUGAUGGUAUUUAGUGAUAGUCCCACUGUGGCUAGUUGCACAUACAGUAGGUGAUGCCAUAGGUGAGAUUUCAUGUUCGUGCAAUUAAGUAUUUGACUUCUUCGUACUAUUCUCUGUUCUUCAGAUGAUUUUUUGUGGUUUUUUUUGUUUCUGGUAGUUAGUGUGUGUGUGUGUGUGUGUGUGUGUGUGUGUGUGGGGUGGGGGGGCGUCCCUUUAAAAUGUCUAAUUCCCUUUAAAAUUCUUUAGGGGACUUUACUCCUAAACAUUGUUUUAUACAUGUCAUUGUCUCUUCAUACACCAGAGCUGCAAUAUCUAGACUUGUUUUUUAACACAUGGAUUUUUGGGAUUUUAAUAAAAAUCAAAAUGAGUUUAAUGUUAUGCGAUUUUAAGACCUCAGCACAGGUAGUGGAGGUCACAUGCAGGUUGAUGGUUGCUCUGUGAUUAUAAUAGAUUAUAAUACAAUAUUUUAAAAGGGCAUAUUUAUGUUUAUAUAUUGUGGGUUAAUUAUUAAUGUAUUAGUAAACUUAAAUGAGCCUUUAAGGGCAAACCUCUAUAAUGAUACUGUAUCCAUUGGGGUUUUGGCUUUUGGAUAUUUUUUUUUUCCUGUGCUUUUAGAUUUGCUCGUCUCUAUUCUGUUGCACUCUACAAUUUAUUAUAAGUGGAAGUGAGGCUCAUUUGGUGUUUUUUAUUAUUAUUUUUUCCCUGUCACUUUCUUGUAUAUAAACCUGAAAUAAAAAUAAAAUAAUGGGAGAUA
Molecule: messenger RNA, 3979 nt
Organism: Ictalurus furcatus (blue catfish)
Lineage: Eukaryota; Metazoa; Chordata; Actinopteri; Siluriformes; Ictaluridae
Gene: rhpn2
Product: rhophilin, Rho GTPase binding protein 2
Exons: 15
Coding region: 163-2196 (677 amino acids)
Biological process (GO): signal transduction; negative regulation of stress fiber assembly
Molecular function (GO): protein binding
Source: RefSeq, a predicted model, not a curated record